This is a messenger RNA of Hippoglossus stenolepis (Pacific halibut), 3656 nucleotides long. It is a transcript of the gene sgo2, whose product is annotated as shugoshin 2. The record is from RefSeq and is a predicted model, not a curated record. Gene Ontology annotation, cellular component: chromosome, centromeric region; nucleus. The transcript is spliced from 9 exons. Bases 208 to 2991 code for a protein of 927 amino acids. Gene Ontology annotation, biological process: meiotic chromosome segregation. NCBI's taxonomy places the organism in Eukaryota, Metazoa, Chordata, Actinopteri, Pleuronectiformes, Pleuronectidae.
GCACAUGCGCAGACGCUCGGCGGACUUUUCAAUUUGGGUUCAAACCUGGUGACGCGGAUGUUCAGUGAAGUCGUGUCGGACUGUUAGGAUCGAACCCGCGGCGUUUUCAUCACAGCCUCGCAGACCACAGACCGAGUUCUGCACCGUGUGUCGGUUGGUGUCGGUUCUUCAUCUCUUCAUCCGAGCAACUCUUAAUGUUCAUCGAUCAUGUUCACUGCAAAGACAAUGACGCCUUUGAAAGCGUCCAAGCAGACGUCAGCUGCAGCGUCAAAGAUCAAGAAUAAGAUCCUCAACACGUCCUCCUUCUUCAAGGUUUCUCUGAAGACCAACAACAAGGCCUUAGCUCUGGCUCUGGAGGCCCAGAAGGAGCGGAGCCGGCAGCUGGAGAUGGAGAUCGUGUAUCUGCAGAAACAAGGGGAGGCUCUGUGCUUCGAGUUGGCCACCAGGAAAUACAAGGACAGGAAACUGCUCCUCAUCUUGAAAAACCUCCAUUCGAACACUCUGCAGCACUUCGACAUGGUGUCCGACCUUUUCUCCGACUGUGAUCUUCCCAAACUAUCUCAGGAUAACAAGAACGUAUUAAAUAACGUCAUCGAGGAAAAUCCUGCAGUGGAAAGUCUCACAGAUCAGUCUCCUCCUCGCCCGGAAAUGGAAAAGGAUCUGUUGUGUCCCAGUAAAAACGCAACAGCGAAUCUGCCGGAAAAAAACAUGGAGGAAAAUCUCCACAACAAACCCAGAAAGUCCACAGACGCUAACAAAGAUGCGGAGAAGAGGCGAGUGACUCAGCGUAUUCAAGCUGUGGUGGCCGGAGCAUCCCGUCCGUCCAGCAGCCUGCGCGAAGAAGUCGAGAGGCUGUCGAUGAUGUUCUCUCAGUCGGGCUUUGACAUGAAGUCACUCCCCUGUUCUCAGAGCAGUCGAACCUCAUCCUCACGUCUCAGCACAUGUGAAGGAUCCAAACCAGCCUCCACUGACACGACAACUGAUCCAGAACUGAACCAGAGUAACAAACAAGAGAAAACCGUGCUUCUGAAUGCGACCAUGGAGAUGACGCAAAGCGACGACCCUGAGAUAGUCGUCGUGGAAACCAAGGCCAAAAAAAAACCCGGCAGCUCCAGCAAAAUGAAACGCAAGAAGAAAGAGGAAGAAGCCUUCAGGUUGAGUGCGGCUGAAAAUACUGGAGAGAAGAACUCUUCAGAUUCUGGGAUGAGUGAGGUUCAAACUGUUUCCACUGACACCGAGCUACAGACGGACGACCACGCACAAGAGGAACUCCGAGUUCAGCGUGAGUCGCCCAAAAAAACAAACACAUCUCUCAUUCCCAAACUGAAAAAACCUGAAGCUGGCAGCUGUCGGAAAAAGUCCAAAUUAAAAUCCUCACAAAACACCAAGUCCGGUGACACUGUCUCUUUGGAUCUUGACGAUUAUUUCAGAGAUUCCGACAAUAAAGUGAGAAACAGUGUAAAAGUACACGCAGAGAAAGAUGCAGCAGAAAACACAGUGUCCAAAAUCACAUGCAGGAGGUCGAGGACCAAAGGCAGGAGGGUCUCUUCAAUCAUCAAGAAGUCUUCCUUCACUUUGCCUUUUCCGUCUCAUAUAGGUGAGGGCGCUUGGUCUGAAUUGGAACAGCUUCAUAAAGAGGUGGAAGACGUUAAGAGUUAUGAAGAGAUUUGUGCAGAUGAGAUCAUUCUUCCUGUGUCGGACACAAGUGUCAACAAACCUCAGAGCAAAAUCAAAACCACGACAAACUCUGCACGACGUCACAAAUCAAAAUGCAGAGGCACGUUUGUCGUCUCGUUGACGUCAGCAGUAGCCGCUGAACAGGACUUCCUGCCUCCUACGGGAUCCUUCACCCGUGAGGAAGAGGAACUGUCGACAGACGCAGGCGUCGCUCGGCAACAGUCAGAAUCAAAUCCACUCGGGCACAGCGACGGGGCCUUUGUCGAGGAAACACCAGGCUCCUGUAAGCGUCCUUGGUUGUCCACUCAGGAGUCUGAGAGCCGUGGAGAGGACUUCAGCAGCGACGCCAACCACGAUGCACUGCUCCUGCAACAAGAUGCUGCUCCAGACACAGCGUCUCAGAAACCUAAAAAAGUCAGGAGAGAAGAGACGGGGCGAUCCGGCAAGAAGAAAACCCCACACAGGAAGGAGGGUGACGACCUUUUAAAUGACAAGAGGAAGAAGAAGAAGAAGAAAAGCAGCGGCAGCAACAAAGGAUUCAGAUCUGAGGAUGAAGCGUUGUGUUUUCUCCAGGACGUCACCGAUGACCCUGAAAGAAAUAAAGAGCGAUUAGAUGUGCAAGAGGCGGACUCGCGUUGGAACAUCAGCGAAGACAUUGACAUCUUUGAACAUUUCUAUGGUUCAAAACCCACCGAGUCAAAGUCCAGGGCGGAUUCCAAAAUAAAAGAGCGCAGAGCGAAACCCAAGCUGCACGAGCUCACAGAAAAUGCAAAUCCAAGGGAGACGUUUGUCGUGUACAGGCGGAAAACUAGAGACAUCACGACGAUGUCUGACGUGUCGGACGCCAACAGUCACACGCUGGACGCCAGGGAUGAGGCAGCUCGUCAGACUCUGGGAGACCUGCUGACGGACGAGGUGCCGCCGUGGUUGGCCAUGGACGUCAGCACCGCAAACACUGAGGGGGGGUCUUUCCUGGAUAGUCCGAAGAGGGAGACGUCAGGCGUGAGGGCGGCGGCGGCGAUGGAGGAGUCUGCUGCUGUCAUAACUGAAGCUUCUCCAGCAGGAAGAGUCUUAACAUCACUGACUAACACCAUCAUGACCCCAGACAGCGAAAACGGCGGCCGAACCAGGAGACGUCACGGUGUCGUCAGCUACAAGGAGCCGUCCCUCAACAGCAAAAUACGACGUGGAGAUAAAUUCACCGACAGCAAGUUUCUGAGCUCCCCGGUGUUUAAAGAUGGGAAGAAGAAGAAGAAGAAGCAGAAGAAGACCGCAGCAAAGCCAAAGCUAGAGACAUCCAUCUUGGACGACUGAUUAUUUAAUUUCUUUAAUCUGGUCUAUUUUAUUUAAUAGUUUCUUUUCUUUUGAGAAUUUUUAUCGAGUUUUUAAAAGCGUGUUUCUUGGCAGCCGAACCUGAUCUGUAUCUGUGUCUCCACUUGCUCUCCAGUGUUGUGUGGUUGUUGGUGGGUCAGAGAGAUUGACACUAGGUUGUUCAUGAAUGAUUCAGCUGAGAAAUCUGAGCCACGUCCCCGUGAACGGCUCCAGUUCCUCAAACGUUCCCAGAUUCACUUCUGCACGAGCGCAGCAUGUUCAGGGCUUUUGUGUCGUCACGUGAGCUGAGGUAUUGUUGUGCGUCGGUUUCUGGUCGUGCAGGACGGUGGUGAGUACAGGCUGUUUGACUUGUUCUACAUGAUGUCUGUCUUUUCAUCUAAAGUUGUUGUCUUUUCAUUAAAGUUGUUCUUGCACAGAAGAGGAUGGAUUCAGUUUGUUAUUCUUUACUCUGUCUGUUACUGAGAAUGUUUGGUUGAGACUUCACUAGUGUCAGGUUCACGUCUCGGCAACGUGGCACCACCACCCAGCAGUUAACUAACACUGUUAACAACGUUGUGUUUAGUAACACACACUCAUCAGUAUCUGAGUCUAUGUUUGCGGGACUGAAAACUUUCAUUUUACAAAAUAAACGAUGUAGAAAAGAUUCA